Messenger RNA from Loxodonta africana (African savanna elephant), 2580 nucleotides. RefSeq names its product solute carrier family 25 member 42 (gene SLC25A42). NCBI's taxonomy places the organism in Eukaryota, Metazoa, Chordata, Mammalia, Proboscidea, Elephantidae. Bases 65 to 1021 code for a protein of 318 amino acids. Gene Ontology annotation, biological process: transmembrane transport. The transcript has 7 exons. The record is from RefSeq and is a predicted model, not a curated record.
GUUGCUGCACUGCAUCUCCACCCCUCUGCCCCCCAGGACCAAGGCUUCGCCCAGCAGGCCUGGGAUGGGUAAUGGUGUGAAGGAGGCCACGGCACACCUGCCGGAGGGUGCCGAGCCCACCCUGCCCUCGCCUGUCUCCAAAAAGAGAGACCACCACGACGUGUACAACGCCCUUCUGUCUGGGGCCCUGGCUGGUGCACUCGCCAAGACGGCGGUAGCCCCCCUAGACCGAACCAAAAUCAUCUUCCAGGUGUCUUCAAAGAGAUUCUCUGCCAAGGAAGCCCUCCGGCUGCUCUACUACACCUACCUCAACGAGGGCUUCUUCAGCCUGUGGCGUGGGAACUCAGCCACCAUGGUGCGCGUGGUGCCCUACGCCGCCAUCCAGUUCAGCGCCCAUGAGGAGUACAAGCGGGUGCUGGGGCGCUACUAUGGCUUCCAUGGAGAGGACCUGCCUCCCUGGCCCCGGCUCCUUGCAGGCGCACUGGCUGGAACAACGGCCGCCUCGCUGACCUAUCCGCUGGACCUGGUCCGGGCGCGGAUGGCUGUAACCCCAAAGGAGAUGUACAGCAACAUCUUUCACGUCUUCAUCCGCAUCUCCCGUGAGGAGGGGUUGAAGACCCUCUACCACGGCUUCACACCGACCCUGCUGGGUGUCAUUCCGUACGCAGGGCUGAGCUUCUUCACCUACGAGACGCUCAAGAGCCUGCACAGAGAGUACAGCGGCCGCCGACAGCCCUACCCCUUGGAGCGCAUGAUCUUCGGGGCCUGCGCCGGCAUCAUCGGACAGUCGGCCUCAUACCCACUGGAUGUGGUGCGGCGGCGCAUGCAGACAGCGGGCGUCACAGGCUACCCGCGCGCCUCCAUCCUGCGCACAAUGAUCACCAUCGUGCGCGACGAGGGUGCCGUGCGCGGCCUCUACAAGGGUCUGAGCAUGAACUGGCUCAAGGGCCCCAUCGCUGUGGGCAUCAGCUUCACCACCUUCGACCUCAUGCAGAUCCUGCUGCGGCACCUGGAGGGCUAGGGCGGCGCCUCGGGGCACGGGGAUGCAACCCCUCGCUUGCUAAGCCAAGGGAGAGCAGUCUGAGGAAGGGCGUGGUGCCUCUGCAACCUGCCCGCAGGCCCUGAAGUGCAAUAGUGGGACAGGGGAGGGGGGGCGCUGUUCCCGAGAGUGUGGCUCGAAGGGGCCCUUGGCAGAGGCACUAUGGGUUUUCAGGACCUGCAUCCCUCUGAGCGCGGAGGCAGACCCUUCCCCCGCCGCCUUCUGACCGUGGGAGAUGUGGCGGAGAUGAGUGCAGGGAAAGUCCUGGCCCGGAACCAUGGGACCUUUCCUGAAAUGGGACCUCUAGGAUGGGACCCCCAUCGUGUCUGCUCUGAGCUUUGGCUGCUGCACUGGUGGCACCCAGGAAAACGCAGCCCCUCACCCCACCCAGCUCCACCCCCAUCCCAUUCUCAGUUCCUCACAAUUUCCAUGGGACAAUAACUCCUUGGCCUCCAGUACUUGUGUCCUGAUGGGCCACCCUCCUGGAUCCCAGGUUCCACACCGGUGGUUGCUGAAACCCCCCUGAAAGAGAAGAAACCCGAGAGGUGUAUUGGUGCUCCCUGUCCCCUCUGCUGCUGCCCAUCCCAUUUGUGAAAUCUCAGUGAGAAGUCAUGACCCCAAACACGACACUGUUCAGGUCUGAGCUCCAAUUGGCAUCUGUUGGAAGCUGAGCCCAGCUGGACCCUCUGUCCUGUAGCACCCCAGCUCCUGGAGGUUGGGGUAUCCGUUGCUGAGGACCCCCCAGGAAGGGCUGUUGCCUGGGGUCAAGAGUGGUAGAGUCCUGGUACCCUGGGGCAGCACCUGUUUCCUAAUGAUGUUUGGGUUUCUGAUUUGGUAUUGUUUUUCACUUUGGUGGACAUCCUCCCCGUCGUCAUCUAGUCCAGAACAGGUGUGAAUGGGAGAGCUGAUUUUGUAUCCAACAGCAGCCUGUGGUGUGUGACUCUGUUUCCCACUACCUGGCUUUGCCUCUGCUCUCUCCUCGCACCUGCGGGUGUGAAGGGCCCACUUGUCACCGGACAUAUUUGCCAGCUGUUCCCCAGAUGGGUCCCCAGAUGAGUCCCCAGGGGCCCUGGCAGCCUGAGGGGGGUAUCCUGGUGAGUGAACGCCUCACAUCCAACCUCCAGACCUUGCCCACUGCCUGGAGGCAGGGACCUGAGGCCCCCAGGCAAGGGUGGAGACCAGGGUUGACAGGUGGGGCACCGACUCCCUCCAGCCAGAGGUACCCCAGCUGGGCAGAAAAGGGGUGGUCCUUUGGUCCUGUUGGCCCCAGUGUGUCUUGAGGUCCUGGUAGUGCCAUCCCCUCCCCCACAGCCAAGCCUCCCAACCCCUUCUGCUCUUGGUGGUCUAGAGUUACACUUUUGAUGCCAUGAAGACACUUUGUUUAUAUAUAAUGUUUAUAUAUUUUAAAGAUUUGUCAAAAGAGUAUAUUUAAUAAAAAUUGAAAUGACUUUUUCUACUGCUCACGUCUCUUCUUCAGCUCUGACCGCCAUCCCCAACACUAGCGUUGAUGUCUUGACAAAUUGGUGAAUCCGUUUUGUGGA